Punica granatum (pomegranate) is the source of this 2690-nucleotide messenger RNA. Lineage: Eukaryota; Viridiplantae; Streptophyta; Magnoliopsida; Myrtales; Lythraceae. The record is from RefSeq and is a predicted model, not a curated record.
GAAGCCGAAGGCUAGUCGCGCUAAUUCUAAAACCCUGAACCGAAGUGCACUACAGAGCUCCAAUGGCGGCAUCUCCUAGCGACGGUUACCCCACGGCCGACGCCGGAAUGGAUGGCCAGGAUUCCUCCGCUCAAAGAGACUCUACGUGCGAACCGCCCAUUCCCCAGCCUUCGAGCGACGAAGCUGUUUCAGGGGAGAAACGGAAGAGGGAGGACGGCGGGGACGUGGAUCCUUCUGUCAAUCCACUGUGGAAGACCAGCCUCUGCUCCUACUUCAGGCGGAGCGGAGGUUCCUGCAGUCACGGAAGCUCGUGCAGGUACGCCCAUGGCGAGGAGGAGCUCCGGCAACGGCCUGACGGUUCGUGGGAUCCGACUUCUGAGAGGCGGAAGGAGGCUAGCUCUGGUAAGAAGAGGGAGGUUGGCGUUGACGAUGAAGAUGAGGACGAAGACGACGACGAUGAGGAGGACCGUGAUGGUGGCAUCACCCCAAAGAAAUGCGUAUUCAAUCUGCCGGGCUGUUGGACUGGCGAAAUGUUCAGGAAGUUCCUCGAUGAAAAGGGAAUCGCGUACAAAUCUGCAAAGAAAAGGAAAAACAUCCAUGUAGGUUUCCUUAAAUUUGAAAACAAAGAGCAACUGGAACAUGCAGUGCAGGAACUGGAUGGAAAACCGGUUGGCAGCUGUAAUAUGGAGGUUGCAGAUGUUGGACAUGGAAUGUCCAUGAAGAAACUGAAGCGAGAGGGUGAAACUUCUGCCCCGGGUGCCAAUGGCGAUGCCUCCGCACUUGGUUUCCAGGCAAAAAGUGCUCGGGAUGCUGUCACUCCAUAUGCCGAGUUCCCUUACAGUGACCAGCUGCAGUUUAAGAAGAACGCUCUAGAAAAAAUCUUAAAAAAACUUACUCGGAAUGCACGCAAGGUUUGUCCUCCUGGUGUUUUACUUCCACAAUGGAUUAUGAAAUCUAAUGAAAUAGGUGGCCUUGCCUGCAAGUUGGAGCGUGUAGUAGCAUCCCCGCUUGAGAAUGGUUAUCGGAACAAGUGUGAGUUUACCAUUGGACUGUCUCUUGAUGGCAAGCCCACCAUAGGUUUCACACUUGGAUCCUUCAAGGAUGGAGUGACAGCAGUCGCUGAACCAGUAGACUGUCCAAAUGUGUCCAGCAUCGCAGUGAAGUAUGCCUCUAUCUUUCAGGAGUUUCUCCAACAAUCAAGCUUACCAGUUUGGUGUAGACAUAAGAAUUCUGGGUUUUGGCGCCAGUUUACGGUACGGGAAGGAAGGAGACCGCAGAAUGCUCCUGAUGUUGAUAAUGUUCACCCUGAGAUUGGGGAGGUCAUGCUAAUCGUACAGGUUUGCUCAUUGGGCCACGACAAUGCUGUCAUUGCUAGUGAAUUUGAGAGGAUGGCCCGGGCAUUUUCUUCGGGAGCGGCAGGGAGUUCUCCUGUGCUGCCUCUGACGCAUGUGGUUAUUCAGGAACACCAAGGAAUAUCUAACGUGGCACCAAGCGAUUCUUCAUUGAGGUCAAUUCCCAUACAAAAACCCGAUGGUGGACCUGUGACUGAACCAUUCAAUGAAACUGAGGAACCAAGAAUUCAUGACUAUAUAAACAAUCUUAAAUUUUCUAUUUCACCUACAGCGUUUUUUCAGGUUAAUACCCUUGCCGCGGAGAAGCUAUAUGCUCUCGCUGGUGAUUGGGCUGGUCUUGAUGCCGAUACCUUGCUGUUUGAUGUAUGCUGCGGGACUGGGACUAUUGGGUUGACUUUAGCGCACCGUGUUGGUAUGGUGGUGGGCAUUGAAAUGAAUGCUUCAGCUGUUUCAGAUGCUCAUCGGAAUGCAGAAAUUAAUGGCAUAAAUAACUGUAGAUUUAUCUGCGGAAAGGCAGAGGAUGUCAUGGGAUCUCUGCUGAAGGAAUACCUUGAUGUGCCUCAGAAACAGGAUGAGCCUUCAGCUGAAAGCAGUGAUAAAGAACUUACUUCCAUUGAAAAGAAAGGUUCUGAGGAGCAGGAAUCAGGAAAUCAGGAGAAUCCCAGUUCAGAAGCAGAAGGCGCUUCAUGUCGGCAAUUUAAAAAUGUGGUAGCCAUUGUUGAUCCUCCACGGGGUGGACUUCAUCCUACUGUCAUCAAAGCCUUGAGAACUCAUUCACGCCUAAGGAAACUCGUGUACAUAUCAUGUAAUCCCGACACCUUAACAGCGAACUCUAUUGAGCUCUGCUCGAACUGUCCCGAGAAGGAGGAGAAGGGGAAGAAAGACAACAGGAAUUGGAGAAACAUGAGUAGUGCCGGUCUCGCCCGCCGGAGGGUGAAGUCAAUGCCCAAAUCAGAGCCCUUCCGACCUGUUAAAGCUAUGGGCUUCGACCUCUUCCCGCAUACUAUUCACUGUGAAAUGGUAAUGCUUAUGGAGAGAUGAUCUCUUCAAGAUGAGCAAGCAUGAGUAUUUGGCAUCAGUUUAAACCUCACUGUAGGAGCGUCAGCCUUCAAGUAUGAGAGAGGGGGAGCUUAUGAAUCAGCAUUGCCCGUAUGAAAUUUCGGAAUCCAUUAUAGAGUAUUAGCAGCACUAUCUGCAAUUCUGACGGAUUUUUUGCCUUAUCUUCUCGAUUCUUUCGAUAACUAUGUAUCGCUAUCAUUUUCUAAUCUCUGUAUUCUGUAUAAUCUUGUUUAAUAAAUUGAAAUUUGAAGUUUAAUCCCAAGUCUCUCUCUCUCUUCA